UUAGUGAAUAAUGGACCGACUGACGAAGGGAGGGAGGGACCGAGCGAGAGACAUGAGAGAGGAGAAGAGAGGGGGAUGGGAGGAAACAGUCAGGGCGAGAAAAGACAGACAGGAGAGAAAGAACAAUCACCAUGGAUUAACCUGUGAGCGGCGGGCGACAUCACUGUGACUCAUAGCCGAGCUGGAAAGUCAUCCGGCUGCUCGCCAUCCGCACAUACGUCACACGUCGCGACCUUGUGUGUCGUGGCACGCCUCCAUCUUGGCCAUGACGGAUCUGAGCAACCCAACAAAUGAACGAUCGAGGGAUUGAAGGAGGAGUUGCACCCCCGCCGGCCGAGACCCUGGAGAAUGGCAUAACGCCGCACACGUUCCAGCAGAGGAUGGAUUCCCCCUCAGAGUUUUUGUUGCCCUGCUCCCCUGAGCCUCUGCCCCAAGCCAAAAGCCCGGAAGCAUCCCCUCAUGGUCUGGAGGCAGCACCGUGCACCCCUCUCUCCGCGUCGCCCCCGGCUGAGGAGGACCAUGAGGACCAGGGUGAUGAGCAACAGAACGGCGACGCUCUUCCGUCCCCCACCCCGGCCGUGGCUCUUUUCCCGGGAGCGAGACGUAGUCCGACUUUGGACUCUUCGCCGCCGGCCACGCCCUCGGCCCCCCCUCUUGGCUUUGGAGCCCUGGAGUUCGCGCUCUCUUCUGGACCCAGCGGAAGCUGCAAUGAUGAGCUGGAUUUGCAGCUCUUCCAGAGGGACGCGUUCACCAGGACAGCAACAGGACCGUCGCUGCGGUUCUCCUGUCACGUCUGCGGGAAGAGAUUCCGAUUCCAAAGCAUUUUGUCCCUUCACGCCAGAGCCCACAGUCUGGACCGGCACCGCCAGGCCUCAUCGCAUUAUCGGGGCGCUCUCGCCUCAGCGCCUCUCAAACAGAACCUCAUCGUCCAACAGAACAAAAAAGAGCGGAUUCAGAAGCACGGAAGAUUCUCGCUGAGCGGGAAUCUUACACACGCGCUCCCAGAGGAGGACGAAGAGGAUGAGCUCAAAAGUACAGAAUCCGUCCAGAACAGCGCGAGGUUGAGCCCUCCUCUAAACCAAGACCUCGCUCCUUGGACGGCGUCCGCUCCUGCCCCGCCGACAUUCCGUUGCCAUGCCUGCAAAGGAAAAUUUCGCACGGCUUCCGAAUUGGCCCGCCACGUGCGCAUUCUGCACAACCCGUACAAAUGCACGGUUUGUCCUUUCUCUGCCAACCAGGAAGGCUCCCUGGCGUCCCAUCUGCAGGAGUGCCACCCCUCACCUGAGGGGCCCGCUUUGCCUCCAGCCUUUUCUAAUUCCAACCUGGUCAGCGCAACCUCAGAAGCUCCCCAGAAUUCGUCACCUGCCAAAGUAGCAGGAUCGUCCUCGUUGCCGGCAUUCCGUUGUGAUACUUGCGGACAGCGUUUCACUCAAUCGUGGUUCCUUAAGGGACACAUGCGAAAGCACAAGGACUCCUUGGACCACAAGUGCCAGGUGUGCGGGCGGGGCUUCAAAGAGCCCUGGUUCCUCAAAAACCACAUGAAAGUGCACCUCAACAAGCUCGGUCUCAAGGCCAGUUUGGGAAGCAGCGACGCCGACCCACAGGCCAAAAACUCUUUGGGUCACCUGUCCCUAAACGCCCUCUACUCCAGCCUUCUUCUGGCUCACCAGGGUUCUGGCAGAGCAGAGCAAGGGAGAGCGGAAAAGGAGACUGCGAGCAGGAUGCGGACAACUUCCGGCAAGUCGGCAAUCCUGGGCUACCUGGGCCUCCCCGGUGACAGCGGCGGGGCCAGUUGCACGGAGAGACUUCAAGCCGUGGCCCAGGUGGCUGAGAGGGGAAACAGCAGUGGCGGCGUGAGCUCGGAAGGAGGGGAGAUGGGAAGAGAGAGGACGGAGCCCAGACGCACCACCGAAGGAGGCGAGCAAACCCCUUGGUGGGAGCUGGUGGCUCGAAGCCUCGCUGUGGCGCAGCAGCACCAGCAACAGCAGCAGCAGAAGCGAGAGAAAGACAGGGCUCACCAUACCCGUCUAACAAGGACAUUAGGAGGAGAGAGCGAUCGGCUCAGGGCCUACGCUGACGCUUCCGAUCCCAAAAGAGCUUCCGGAGGAGCCUUCGGCGCAGCGGAGGGUUCGUGGGAAUGCCCCGACUGCGGAAAGCUCUUCCACAGCCUUCAGCAGGCGCUCGUUCACGCUCGUGUUCACGCUCACAAGACCCAGGAAGAAGGCGCUGCAGGUGACACGGACGCAACUUGCAGCUCCAGCCAAGCCAGAGGAAGCCAAGGUGACCUGAGGCAGGAAUCCAAAGUGCAACCUGCAGCCGUGGCUAGCUUUCCCUCUGUCAUGCCCGGCUUCAAAGGAGAAAACGGGACCAUGGCGGCGCUGUCCGUAGUGGCUUCGCUUCCCAGUAGCAGGGAGCGCGUCCGCAGUCGAGGGAUCAAGGAUUGUCCCUACUGUGGUAAAGCCUUCCGCUCAUCCCAUCACCUCAAAGUGCACCUAAGAGUCCACACAGGUGAGAGACCUUACAAGUGCCCCCACUGCGACUACGCCGGCACCCAGUCCGGCUCGCUCAAAUACCACCUUCAGCGACACCACAGGGAGCAACGCAACUCUUCAGGUUCCGCCACUUCCUCCGUGGGAAAAAUUGUUGCCGCCAUCAACGGUCUAAGUUCCGUCAAGCGACGUCGAGCGCAAACUGAUCCUAAAGCUCAGUCGGACGGUCCGUCCUCGGGGCCCGCCCAGCAAUCUUGGCUCCUUGGACUACCACAGCAGCAGGAGCAUCGUCCCAGUCAAGGAGCCCUCGACCCCGAGACCCAGUACCACUACCUAUCGGGGGCAAUGGGGGCCUUUUACCCUGGUGGAAUGGAAGGAGCGUGGAUCAGGGAGUCUCCUCCUCCAAAAGUCCUCAAGGUUUCCCGCCGUAAGCCCCUUACCACCAACCGGGUGGUGGUGGACUCCGACAAACCAGCGUCGGCCGCCCAGAAUCAGUCGGGCACCUUUGAACCUCUCGAUCUGUCCCGCCGUCCCACGCCGGGCCUCGAAGGGCUGGAAGAAGAAGAAGGAGGAGCGGCUGGAGGAGAAGGCACCAAACUGAAGCAGUGUUUGGACUGUCCAUUUCGAACAUCCUCUGCUGAGCUCAUGACCAUGCACCUCCAGGUCAACCACACCAGUAAGUCCCGACGCAAAAUUAGCUCUUUGUCCGCCUUUGACGAUGAGUACGCGGGCCCGAAGGGCGCCGGAUCCUGCCACAGACCCGACUCCCUCGGGAUUUGGGGAUACACCGACGAGUCCCAAGCGAGAGCCCAAGAAGGCUCCUCAAUCCAGAACUGGACCCCCAAUGGGCUCCCUCUGGACCAUCGCGGUGGAAAAACUGAGUCCAACUGGCCUUUGUGUGUCGGGCCGGCUCUCCAAAGCGAGUCGGGCGGUGAUGAUGAUGAAGAGCAGGAGGACGAAGAGGAGGGCAGCAGCUGCCCGGAGGACCAACACGAAGGGAAUGUCCUCGCCGAUUAACACAACAGUGGACGUUAAAACAACCGCACAUUUUCCGGAUUUUUUCUUUUCUUUCCCAAAACACAUUUGUGAGGUCAAGAAAAGCAUUCCAGUGAGAGUGGUCACAUCCAGACUUCGGGGGUGGAAUAUUCUGGUCAUCGACGUUUUCAGACUGGAGGUGGGUAUGUCCGCCCUUCCGGUAUUUUUUGUGAAUGAAGAAAAGCUGAAAAUAAGAAUGUGCAAAGGCAAUGAUGAAAAGACUAACAAAAGCAAAGAUGUCCCAGUAGAAAGUGUAGCUUUUACCACAAGAGAGAAAAAAUAGCUUUUUAAUGGUGUUUGUUUGGUGGGAAAAAUGAACUUGGUGUUUGUGAACUGAAUGUCCUUACGCAGCACUGUGCAACUUGUUCUUCUUUUAGUCGAUCAAACGUUUUUUCUUUUUCUUAUUCGCGACGGAUCAGCUCCCGGUCCGAGCUGUGUGUUACCGCCGGAAUGUACGGCCGAUCUCCGACUGGACGCUCCUAACGAGCGUCAUUUCCACCGUGCCUUCUGUUUCAAGCACUUCCUGGUCUGUUUUUGUACAACCGGCUUCGUUCUGUCUGUCCUUUGCGCCAAAGCGGAGACUCGAGUCGAUGUGACUUGGACCGGACAGGAGUGGACUGACUUCUAACUUGACAUGACCUUAAUUAAAAGACGACUCACUUGAGAGUUAAAUGACUCGGGACGUGAUGAUGAGUUCAUUCGUCAAUAAUGUCAUCAUUCGACCGUACUUAACUUCUCGACUUUAUGACGACCAGCUACUGCGGGUAGUGUAAAACGGCAUUAGGAAGCACUGAGACCAGACCCUAUCGCAAGCACGUAGGGUCAAGUCCAAUGGCUGGAUUGAAUCUGGUCCAAAUCUGUCCAACGAGACACUAAAACUAGACGGCGACCAAUCAUUUUCUUUCCCUGCCCAUCCGUCCAUUUGUGGUCCAGAGGCCUUUCUUGGACUUCCAUGUGUGUGUUUGACAUGUUUGAAACAUGCUCUUGUGUUUGAAAAGAAAAGUCUUGUUGAAUGUUGUUCAGAUAGCUAGUUUAGAGGUGUCACUGGUACUGUGUAUUUAAAAAAAAAAAAAAAAAAUUAAAGAGUGAGAGCACAAACCCGAGUAACCGCUCCUCCUGACUCAAAAGAGCCCGGCAAUCCGAUCAUCGGUUUGGUGUAGAGAAGAGCUUGCUUUGAAUGUAUAGUGAUGUGCCCGGCACUAAAUUGGCGAAAAAAAAUAAAAUAAAAUCAAGCCUCCCGCAAUCCAACCUGCAAUUGCUCAUCUGGAAUAUUUGCACCUUAUCUACCACCUGUCAAUCAACCGGUGUCACAAGGCAGCGCAGGGUUUGAGCUCUCGAGUAGUUGACUGCCAUUGCAGCGAGGGCCGAGUCAGCUAACAUAUUCUAGUCGUGACUAAUAUCAUCAACAUCAACAAAAAAUAAAUAAACAAAUAGAUGAC
Molecule: messenger RNA, 4963 nt
Organism: Syngnathus typhle (broad-nosed pipefish)
Lineage: Eukaryota; Metazoa; Chordata; Actinopteri; Syngnathiformes; Syngnathidae
Gene: znf219
Product: zinc finger protein 219
Exons: 5
Coding region: 291-3506 (1071 amino acids)
Biological process (GO): regulation of DNA-templated transcription
Cellular component (GO): nucleus
Molecular function (GO): RNA polymerase II cis-regulatory region sequence-specific DNA binding; DNA-binding transcription factor activity, RNA polymerase II-specific
Source: RefSeq, a predicted model, not a curated record